AUGGCCUCUCGUAUGCACUCUGCAGGAAACAUGCGUCGCUCUGCAUUGAGGGCUAUCGAAUCCGCAAAGCCUCUCACACGAGCUCCUCGCUCAGCGUCAAGAAGCUUUGCUACCCUCAAUGAUUCCAAGGAUCUCGGGGAAUUCGAUCAGAUUACCACACUUCCGAACGGAGUUCGUGUCGCCUCGGAAUCAUUACCGGGACCCUUUGCGGGCGUCGGAGUUUACGUUGAUGCCGGUUCGCGUUAUGAAGAUGCAAGUCUGCGUGGUGUUAGUCACAUCAUGGAUCGCUUGGCCUUCAAAUCGACCAAGACGCGCUCAGCGGAUGAGAUGCUAGAGGUGUUGGAGUCGCUUGGCGGUAAUAUUCAGUGUGCCUCGUCGCGAGAGUCGCUGAUGUACCAGUCUGCCAGUUUCAACUCAGCUGUACCCACAACCCUCGGCCUAUUGGCAGAGACCAUCCGGGAUCCUCUCAUCACCGAGGAAGAAGUAUUGGACCAGCUAGCCACAGCAGAAUACGAGAUUGGCGAGAUCUGGUCGAAGCCGGAAUUGAUCUUGCCGGAGCUGGUCCAUAUGACUGCCUACCGAAAUAACACACUUGGAAACCCAUUACUAUGUCCCCAUGAAAGACUAGGUGAGAUUAACAAGGCGGUGGUAGAGCGCUACCGAGAGGCAUUCUUCAACCCAGACCGGAUGGUGGUUGCAUUUGCCGGUGUGUCUCAUGCAGAGGCUGUCAAGCUCACUGAGCAAUAUUUUGGCGACAUGAAGCGCAGUGAAAUUAGCAAAGGUCCCGUUCUAUCAGGCACCGGCAUUGAUACUACUCUGUCUGCCUCCACCGUCCCUCAGUUCACACCCACGUCGACCGUGAGCAGCAUUAACACUUCGCAAAAAAGCAAUUCGUCAAUCCUGUCGAAGCUUCCGUUUUUCAAUAAACUCUCCCCUUCACAAAGUAACACAGUCUCGCCGAUCGAUACGUCUUUGCUUGAGAACUCCACGCUCGACAUCCACAGGCCCGCUCACUACACUGGUGGAUUCUUUGCUCUCCCUCCAAUUCCACCACCGGCUAACCCAAUGCUACCUCGACUGAGCUACAUUCACCUUGCUUUCGAGGCACUUCCCAUUUCCUCACCUGACAUUUACGCUCUGGCGACUCUCCAGACUCUCCUUGGUGGUGGAGGCUCCUUCUCAGCUGGUGGUCCUGGCAAGGGCAUGUACUCACGACUUUACACCAAUGUCCUGAACCAGCAUGGCUGGGUUGAGAGCUGUGUGGCCUUCAACCACAGCUACACUGAUAGCGGUGUCUUUGGGAUCUCCGCGUCAUGCAGCCCAACCCGAACAACUGAGAUGCUCGAGGUCAUGUGCCGCGAGCUGCAGUCCUUGACUUUGGAUACCGGAUACGCUGCCUUGCAAACGCAGGAAGUUAACCGGGCAAAGAACCAGCUUCGUUCUUCACUGCUCAUGAACCUCGAAUCUCGCAUGGUCGAACUCGAGGAUCUCGGUCGCCAGGUUCAAGUGCACGGUCGAAAGGUCGGAGUCAAGGAGAUGUGUGACCAGAUUGAGGCAUUGACGGUCCACGAUCUUCGUCGUGUGGCUUCUCAGGUCUUUGGUGGCCAGAUCCACAACAAGGGCCAGGGCACUGGCAUGCCCACAGUUGUAUUGCAGGAGGGUGAGCUGGAGGGCUACAAGCUCCGAAAAUUCCCCUGGGAAGAAAUCCAAGAGCGUAUCGCUCGAUGGAAGCUUGGCCGUCGAUGA
This is a messenger RNA of Penicillium taxi, 1746 nucleotides long. RefSeq names its product mitochondrial-processing protease subunit alpha. NCBI's taxonomy places the organism in Eukaryota, Fungi, Ascomycota, Eurotiomycetes, Eurotiales, Aspergillaceae. The record is from RefSeq and is a predicted model, not a curated record. Bases 1 to 1746 code for a protein of 581 amino acids. The transcript has 2 exons. Gene Ontology annotation, molecular function: metal ion binding; metalloendopeptidase activity. Gene Ontology annotation, cellular component: mitochondrion.